UGUCACAUCUGCAUCUUCCUGAGAACAUGAGGUUGAUCGUUGCUGUAUGUCUCUGCCUCUUGGUAGUGGUAGAGAACUUAGUGGUGGGGUUAUCAACGCAGGAAGAUCAAGAACAGACAACCAUCACGCCAGUACUAGAUGAUCCAACAAAUAGUAAUGAAGAAUCAACAAACGAAAGUUUGGAAGACCUGAUGCCCACUGUAGAAGCUGAGUAUGAGACAGAAACCAGCAUGCCAGUGACUGAAGACAGUGAAGAACACUUGCUGCCCAACACUGAAGAUGUUGAUGAGACAGAAACCAACAAACCAGCAGUAUUGGAAAAUGAAAGGUUGGUGGAUGAUGGCGAGGAAGUGGAGAUGCCUAUCAGACACGUUGUUGGUGAGACAGACACCGGAGGAUCAGGAGUGGAUGCAGAGGAUACAACAGACGACACCCUUGAAAUCACAGUUCCCAUUAGACAUGGUGAGAAUGAAACAGAAUCUAAGGAACCAGUAAGUGAAGAUUUGGAACAAGAUUAUGAUAAAGACGCAGCUCCUGUCAGACAUGUUGAGAACGAAGGGGAUGACGCGCUGUAUGAGUACGGAGAGUUGCAGCACGAUUAUGACUACGAAAAUAUGACACCAGAAGAAAGAAUAAAACUUCGAAAAAAAUGUAAGCCUCGCCACCCAUGCAAGGAUCUCGGUGGGAAGUGCAGAAGACGAAAAGCUGGCUGCGGUGCGGGCAAUUUCAUAUACGAGAGCACUCAUAAUGUAAAGUACUGUAAUAAGAGGUCGUGUGUCUGCUGUGUACCCGUGGUGAGAUGCAAAGCCAAUAAUAAAUGUUCGAGGCAGAAUGGCAAAUGCAUAUGGGAGGGUGAACGGUGCGCUGGCAAAGUGAAGAAGGGCAAGGCAUUCUGCGGUGGGAAAGACUGUGUUUGCUGCAUACCCAAGAAACCACAACCAAUCUCCUGCUUGACGAAGUACGCUUGCCACGACUUGAAGGGAACUUGCAUCAAUCUUUGGAAGGAAACUUGCGAUACUAAAAUCCUGACUGGAAACCAGUUCUGCAAGGGGAAGGACUGUGGCUGCUGCCUCUCUACCAUGCCCGUCACUACUGGUAAAUCCUCAAGACUGCUGCAUGUUUUAACCACAUGAACGUGCGCCUUUCCUCGCAGCGCUUAUUUCGUUCUUCCAGUAUCAUGGUUUUGGCUCCGCUGAAAACCACAACUGCAGCUGAAUGUUCUAUUUGUUAAGUUUUUCUGAUAAUAAGUUUUAUGUUUGUUAGACAAACAUUGAGAACCAUCUAAAGUCCACUUUUAUAUUUAAUCUCUAAGGCGCUCAGGUAGGCAUGGUUGAUGUUGUUGUUGUUGGUUGCCACCCGAGAGGGGUGGUUGAGCCUUGCAUUCCAAGAUACUCAUUACACAUACAGACUGACGCGGAUGGCGGACAAUGGUAUACUGGGAAUUGUGACCUGUCGUCCCAAACUUCACUACUCUUUCCGCAAACUGCGCAUAAAUUUUUAUUCAUUGUACUACAUGCUACUGAAAUUGAACUUCCAUCCCACAGAACAAUGCUUAGCUGGUUCAGGGAGUCCAGGAAUGUCUUCAUCGUUCAUGCUCUCUGAUUUUGAUUAGCAGGUGUUAACUAAUAUUUAUAUUUGAAGGCAGCCUUUUCAGUGCUGACAUGCGCCGAAAACUUCCCUGCCACACCAUCAUCGUUCUCUCUUCUAAAUGUUUCACUAAUUAGUAUCAGUUAUGCAGGCAAUGACAGGUUUGCUUUAGAAGUACGGUGAUGUGUGCAUGCUGAUUCAUUGUUCGAGAAUGCGUCCUGCAGCAACAGUAUGUCCUCAAUAGUUCGUGUCCUUGUCCAGGAGCAGCUUCUCGUCACACAUUGUUGUGUUAUAUGCAGGUGAGUUUCCGGCUUCCUUCACAGGUGUAAGUGUGUGUAUAUGUAUGUGUGACACAGACACAGACACUGACACACACACACACACACACACACACACACACACACACUGAAUGUGCACCCGAACUCAUAGUAAUUUGCUACAGCUUACCCUUGCUUUACACUAUUUUCUUAGAAAUAUAUUGGUAUUUGAGGUUUGUAAAACGUACACUAUUAUAUACUCGAGAAGUUCAUCUUUACUGUACUGUAGUUUAUUAACUAUACUACAGUACCUAUACUGCAUGAUUAUACUUAAUCUUAGGUAUAGCUACUACAUUGUAUGAUUCUUGUUACAUAACCAUUUUACUUUUUUUUUUUUUGCGCAGAUAAGUUGCUGGAAGGAGUUAAUUAACACCGUAGCUGUAUUUCAUAGAAAUUUGUGGAUGUGGAUGAUAACUGGAAAUGUAUAACAAAAACAACAACAACAAUUACAACAAUCAGUAGAACGCUUAGAUAGGCAAUAAACGCGCGCAUUACACUCCCAACGUAGGAUAAUGACGAAGAGCGUCUAGCAGCUUCUGCUGAUGAGUUUUACUACUUACUUAUACGUUACUUCAAAACUAGACUUACUCUAUAUCAGCCUUCAGUCAAUACGAGACAUUUGAAGCUGGUAGUUUUGUAGGGUUGCCACACAGGUUAAGACGCCACUUGCCUCGGUACUAAUCUAUAUCUACAUGUCUUUCCUAGCUGGCGAUGCCUUCUCUACAAGGAGACGCCAAUUAUGACCAGGAGAAAACUUUACUGGCGGAGAACCUGCUAAUAUGUCGAGGGAAAUAAGAUAAAAAUGAGUGAAGAUAGUGUGGCCUCAGGCAGCUCCGCUCAUCAACGACCAUCACUAUGCGGAAACUUUACCAUUUCUGAUGAGUGAUAUGUAAAUGAUGUUGAAAGAGUCCGUGGUUCAUUUAAUAAUGUAAAUUUCAGUUAUUUUUUUCUUUGCCCUCUGAUCCUGCCACGUUACGGCCCGCUUCUAAAUGCCUUUAAUUCACUGGCGAGGAAAGGUUCAUGAAGGAAGGUAACCAGACAAACGCAGUCGUGACUUGCGUAUGUGUACUGGACGUGCCUUUGUGGCUAUUUCAGUCCAAUCUGAGCCACACACGAUCAUGCUUUAGUAGUGACACAGUGGAUUCAGUAAAACUAUAUGUAAAACAAAUGAAUAAAUUGGAGGAGGAUAGAGGUAGUUGAAACGAGAAUAUUGCAAUGGAUAAAUGGGAUGGCAACAGGGUCAGUAAUGCAAGGAUUAGAGGAACGGUGAAGAUAUCGUCAGUGUCGAAGACAUAAAAGGAGAGACUUAGAAGGUAUACGGGAUUGUCAUGAAGAGCGACGAACGAAGUGAUGAGAAAAGCACACUGGAGACGGAACGAAAGUGCAGGAAAGAGGAGGAUCCAAGACAAAAUAUAGAUUGCAUAGCAGCAGAUACUAGAAAGAAGAGACUGAAUACUAACAUGGAAGGCGAUAGACACUUGUAGAAGCUGUUCAUCAGACACAGCGACUCCAAAUAAAGACCAGAUAAUAAAGGUGACUAAGAAAAUAUAUGGCACAUCUACGCCUCCGUGACUGAGACCAGAGAGCACGCUGGCACUGUUUUCAGGGGGGGACCAGCCUCGCCGAUGCAAUGCGCCUCUAAGGCACGCGAUGCUUAUUUAUGUGAGAACCAAUCGCCACAAAGGUCGUUUUACAACAUAAUGUAAAGGCGGCGUCACAUUAGCACUUUUUCCGUCGUCUCAGGCGAUUUCCGUCGUCUUUUUACUCUUCCGUCAACUCUCCGUCGUCUUGAGUCAGACGGAACGCAUCGUUUUCGUCUA
Portunus trituberculatus (swimming crab) is the source of this 3724-nucleotide messenger RNA. RefSeq lists its product as uncharacterized. The transcript has 5 exons. NCBI's taxonomy places the organism in Eukaryota, Metazoa, Arthropoda, Malacostraca, Decapoda, Portunidae. The coding region runs from base 27 to 1133 and encodes 368 amino acids. The record is from RefSeq and is a predicted model, not a curated record.